Penicillium argentinense is the source of this 1941-nucleotide messenger RNA. RefSeq names its product transcription factor domain-containing protein. Gene Ontology annotation, biological process: DNA-templated transcription; positive regulation of transcription from RNA polymerase II promoter by galactose. The record is from RefSeq and is a predicted model, not a curated record. Gene Ontology annotation, cellular component: nucleus. Gene Ontology annotation, molecular function: zinc ion binding; RNA polymerase II cis-regulatory region sequence-specific DNA binding; DNA-binding transcription factor activity, RNA polymerase II-specific. The coding region runs from base 1 to 1941 and encodes 646 amino acids. The transcript has 7 exons. NCBI's taxonomy places the organism in Eukaryota, Fungi, Ascomycota, Eurotiomycetes, Eurotiales, Aspergillaceae.
AUGGUGGGUGUGAUUGGCCCUGGCGAGGUUGCUGAUAUCGAUGCAGCUUUCAUGAUGAAGCACUCCGAAGAACCUGGCAGGCCCAAACGUCGAAAAAUUGCCGUGGCCUGUGAUGAUUGCCGCGCACGAAAAGUUCGCUGUGAUGGUGUGCAACCCGUGUGUGGGCAAUGCAGCAGGAGAUCCGAUGACUCCCAAUGUGUAUAUACAGGGGAGCUGGAGAAGAGACGCGCCACUCAGACCUAUAUCUCAAGCUUAGAAGAUCGAAUUAAAAAACUCGAGAGUCCUAACGCAUCGGAAAGAGCCUCACAGUCGGGGCUGACGCCGCAUCAUGCUUCGUUGCCAUCCUUAUCGCCUGGCAUUACUACCUAUCCAGAGACGCCUGCCAACCGCACACGGACCGCAGAAUGUCCAGGCGAACCCAGUGCGGCCAGAAACGGCCGAGGCGAUGGUGUUAAUGCCAUGAUGGGGGCUGUGGAGGAGCGCCCGAGCCAGGGGUUCUUCGGAAGCUCGAGCGCAGCCGGCUUCAUGCGACAAAUCAAAACGGCGGUUGACAAAAGAGUCUCGUCUCCCGAUCGCCGUCCGUCCAGUCCAGGUAUUUCCCCACGUUCCAGUCUGCUAGCUGGCCGCAACGAAAGGACACAAGUGACAGCCCCCAACUACGUCCUGCCUCCUCGGAGGACGGCCGACAACUUGAUGGACGUAUACUGGGAUUAUGUCUUCCCUUUGUAUCCGUUCGUUGACCGGUCGCACAUGAAAUCAGAAUACGUGAAAGUCUGGCAAGGCGAAGCUUUUGACUAUGACGAGAAUAUGGUCAUGUGCACGUUCAAUGUCAUAUUCGCGUUGGCAAGCCAAUUGGCCGACUUCAUUGUGCCAGAGGAACGGGAGGCUUCGGCAGAUGCCUUCUUUUUUCGAGCUAAAGGGCUUUUUCAAUUCAGCCUGUGGGAUACAGGAUCUGCGGGCCUUAUUCAGUGCUUGUUACUCAUGGCGCAAUAUCUACAGAGUACGGACUCGGCACAUCAAUGCUGGAUCGUCACUGGACUCGCCACACGUAAUGCCCAGAGCCUGGGCCUUCAUCUUCCCCAGACAAUUGCGCGAUUUUCCAACUUCCAAGAGCAGCAGCUUGCGCGGAAGCUAUGGCAUGGAUGCGUGUUGAUGGAUCGCGUGAUAUCCAUGACUUUCGGUCGUCCGGCAAUGAUUUCUAAAACAUCGAGCGGUGCGGUGCCAUUGCCCGUCAAUGUGGACGAUGAGUUUGUCCCGGUCGAUCUGACAUCAGAGCCUGCACAGCCACCACAACAUCCAUCUAUAAUGGCUUUCUAUGCCAAGACUUUGGAGUUGUACGAAAUCAUGAACGACGUGCUCCUCAGUUUCUAUAAGCCUAUCGCGGACGAUAUAGGCGAUGAUAUUCACGACCUCUAUUUCAGCCAUGCGUACAACGAGGGAGAGCGCACAAUUUUCGAACUAGAUCGUUCCCUGACGCGCUGGACGCGCAGUCUCCUCCUCAUCUCAACAGCGAAUCUCAGAUCGACUGUGACAACCCUAUUUUCUUUCGUCAAGGAAUUGUUCUCCGCGCGAGAUAUCUAUACCGCGGCAACAGUCCUGAUCGCAGGCCGUCUGUGCCCUGCCAUAUUAUCGGAAAUCACCGAGUCUUCCAUUGCUCGCUCAUGGAAUUGCGCACUUGAAAUACUGCGCAAAUAUCAAAGCUAUAGCACCUCUGCUCGACGCUGCAUUGCAGCACUUGAAAUCCUUUACGAGCAAGUUGUGUCGGAAAGUCAGGAUUCUACCGGGUCAAUUCAUCUCUCUGAAACUCCAGGGCAUUGUCAAAACACACUCCACGACAUUUCCUUUGGGGAAAACAUAUCCACCACAAUGAUGGAACAUUUUGAGUUCCCGGACUUUCAAGAUAUGUCAUGGCUCAACAGCGUUCCAAGUAAUCUUUUCUAA